AUGUCAGCUAUCAAGAACGUCACUCUCGUCGGUGGAACCGGCCACUUGGGCAGCUUCGUCUUGGACAAGCUUCUCGCCUCUGACAAAUUCAACGUUCAAAUCCUCCAACGCACCAGCUCAUCAUCCGCCUACGCCCCAACCGUGAAAGUAGUCAGGGCUGACUUUGAGGAUCCGCAGUCCCUGACAGCCGUCCUCAAAGGAGGGAAUGCCGUAGUGUCUACCGUUGGCGAAAAGGGUAUUCUAGGCCAAAGACUCCUGAUCGAUGCUGCAAUCGCCGCCGCUGCACUAGCUUGUCGACAAUCGGAGAGCCGUGGUCGUCAUCCAGCCGAGACUCAGAACCGCGCGGUUUACGUCCCCGAGAGCUUCAUCUCACAGAACCAACUCCUCUCCUUUGCCAAGCACAUCGCACCCAACAAGCCGUGGGCGCCAGUAGAUGCAGACUUGAAUGUGGCGGUGGCUGGUGCUCUUGAGCGUCUUGCCCAGGGACAGCAUGACUUCCCGACUGUGAUUCCUAUCCUACUCAAGUCGGUUGUGGACAAUGAGUAUGGUCCUAAUUUUGCUGAGAAUGAUAAUGAGUUGUUGGGUAUCACGGAGAAAGGGGACGAGUAUUUGAUUGAGCUCUUGAACCCAUUGCUCUAA
Molecule: messenger RNA, 639 nt
Organism: Talaromyces marneffei
Lineage: Eukaryota; Fungi; Ascomycota; Eurotiomycetes; Eurotiales; Trichocomaceae
Exons: 2
Coding region: 1-639 (212 amino acids)
Source: RefSeq, a predicted model, not a curated record